AUAAAUGCAGUGAUAGAGGUAAACAAGCAAACUCGGCGUGACUUUCUGCUCCAAAAAGGGUUAUUUAACAUUAACAGAGGGACAAUGCUGCUCCAAAAGCGAGCUGUUUUUGCUCUUGGUCUUCGCAUGUGCUCUACUCAUGUGACGAAAGGACAUUUGAUGGACACAGUGAGACCCAACUCAGACAUGUCUGAAUUCCGCAAGGUCUUUUCCAAAGCCAAGCACAUAGCAAUCAUCACAGGGGCAGGUGUGAGUGCAGAGAGUGGAGUACCAACCUUCAGGGGUGAGAAUGAGAAGUGGAGGAAGUGGCAAUCUCAGGACCUGGCGACCCCAGAGGCCUUCUCUCGCACCCCGUCUCGGGUUUGGGAGUUCUACCAUUACAGACGGGAGAUGGCUUUGAGCAAGAAGCCCAGUGCUGCCCAUCUGGCCAUAGCAGAGUGUGAGGCCCGGCUGAGGAAGCAGGGACGCUCCGUGGUUGUCAUCACACAGUGCAUAGAUGACCUGCACCGACAGGCCGGGUCCAAACACGUGCUCAAGAUUCAUGGCAGUCUGGCCGAGACGCGCUGUGUGAGUUGUGGACAUGUGACUGUGAACAAGCGCAGCCCCAUAUGUGCUGCCCUAAAGGACAAAGGUUCACCUGACCCAGAUGUUGCUGAUGCCCAGAUUCCUGUGGAUAAACUGCCAAGGUGUGGAGAAAGUGACUGCCACGGUCUGCUGAGGCCCAACGUGGUGUUUUUCGGAGAAACUCUGGACUCUCAUAUCCUGACCAAGGUGGAGAAAGAGAUGGAAACCUGCGAUCUCUGUCUGGUGGUGGGCACGUCUUCAAUUGUUUACCCAGCAGCCAUGUUUGGCCCCCAGAUUGCAUCGAGGGGAAUCCCAGUGGCGGAAUUUAACACGAAAACAACACCAAAAACUGAGUAUUUCACGUACCAUUUCCAGGGUCCAUGUGGAACUACACUGCCUCCAGCUUUGGCGCGACAUGAGUCAGAGGUUAUUUAGGAGCCUGUUUGUGAAGAGAACGACUCCACAAACAUCAACCAGUGGCUUUUUCUACAAACUAAUGCAGUCCAGGGCUGGGUGGGGGGUUUCAUAACGUAUUUUAUUCCAAAUGUUUGCCUUAAAAUCAGUUCAGCUGUUGAUACUUGGUAGAUGGAGAGUUAAAGGUCCAGUGUGUGGGACUUAGGGGGAUGUAUUGGCAAAAAUGUAAAAUAAAAGGGAUGCACAAUAUUGGAUUUUUUGCCGAUAUCUGAUACGCCAAUAUAUAACAACUCAUUUGGGUGAUAACCAAUACUAAUAGAUAUAACCACUUUUUCCCCACCUAAUUUGAGGGACCAUCAACUCUCUUCUGUAGUGCAAUUAACAACAUAUAAUGCAUACUAUAUAAUUCAUUCAUUGUGCAAAAUAAGAAAAAUACUUGUUUGAUGUUUUGUUCAUGCUCACUUUGCUAAUAAUU
Plectropomus leopardus (leopard coralgrouper) is the source of this 1453-nucleotide messenger RNA. RefSeq names its product NAD-dependent protein deacylase sirtuin-5, mitochondrial-like. NCBI's taxonomy places the organism in Eukaryota, Metazoa, Chordata, Actinopteri, Perciformes, Serranidae. The record is from RefSeq and is a predicted model, not a curated record. Gene Ontology annotation, molecular function: protein-succinyllysine desuccinylase activity; histone deacetylase activity, NAD-dependent; NAD+ binding. Gene Ontology annotation, cellular component: nucleus.